GGUUCACGCGAGGAUAAGGACCGUCCCGAGCUGAACUUGUCGUUACAAAUAGGAGCUGCGCGAGUCCAAGUGGAGCAGAGUGAAGCCACAGCGACCAUAACAUGAAGUAAGAGCCCGAGAGAGUCCGCAGUGUUACACCACACAGAGAGAGAGAGGAGAGAGGAGAGAGAGAGAGGAGAGAGAGAGAGGGGGAGAACUGCUGCACGCACACCCAGCCGUCUUCACAGGUAACAGGCUUCUUCUUUUCCUCCGUCUUUCACCCUUCUUUAAGAGACCUUCACUUCUCCAAAUCUUCACCAAGAAAAGACUCUCCAAUCUUCACUGAGGAAAGACUCUCCAAUCUUCACAGAGGAAAGACUCUCCAAUCUUCUCCGAGGAAAGACUCUCCAAUAUUCUCAGAGGAAAGACUCUCCAAUCUUCUCCGAGGAAAGACUCUCCAAUCUUCUCCCAGGAAAGACUCUCCAAUCUUCACAGAGGAAAGACUCUCCAAUCUUCACAGAGGAAAGACUCUCCAAUCUUCACAGAGGAAAGACUCUCCAAUCUUCACUGAGGAAAGACUCUCCAAUCUUCACAGAGGAAAGACUCUCCAAUCUUCUCUGAGGAAAGACUCUCCAAUCUUCACAGAGGAAAGACUCUCCAAUCUUCACUUGAAAGACUCUCCAAUCUUCACAGAGGAAAGACUCUCCAAUCUUCUCCGAGGAAAGACUCUCCAAUCUUCACAGAGGAAAGACUCUCCAAUCUUCACAGAGGAAAGACUCUCCAAUCUUCACAGAGGAAAGACUCUCCAAUCUUCACAGAGGAAAGACUCUCCAAUCUUCUCCGAGGAAAGACUCCAAUCUUCACUUGAAAGACUCUCCAAUCUUCUCUGAGGAAAGACUCUCCAAUCUUCACAGAGGAAAGACUCUCCAAUCUUCACUUGAAAGACUCUCCAAUCUUCACAGAGGAAAGACUCUCCAAUCUUCUCCGAGGAAAGACUCCAAUCUUCACUUGAAAGACUCUCCAAUCUUCUCCGAGGAAAGACUCUCCAAUCUUCACAGAGGAAAGACUCUCCAAUCUUCUCCGAGGAAAGACUCUCCAAUCUUCUCCCAGGAAAGACUCUCCAAUCUUCUCCGAGGAAAGACUCUCCAAUCUUCACUUGAAAGACUCUCCAAUCUUCUCCGAGGAAAGACUCUCCAAUCUUCACUUGAAAGACUCUCCAGCCCCCGACUGGCGUGAUGUUUCAUGACGAGUCCCAGCUGAUGAGGGGGCAGGCCGAUGUGUCUGUGCUCCAGACUCUGGACUCUCCUGCGAGUCCGGACGAAGGUGGAGGAGGAGGAGGGCCUCUGUCCUUCACAGACGAAGCCGUGUCCAUCAUGACGUCCAGCAGCCUGCUGGCGCGCUCCCUGCUGGGCCGUGGCUCCGCCACCAAACGCAAAGACAGCCCGUCCUCCUCCAGCGUGCGCCGCAAGCGCGAGUUCAUCCCCGUCGACAAGAAGGACGACGGCUACUGGGACAAGAGGCGCAAGAACAACGAGGCCGCCAAACGCUCGCGGGAGAAGCGGCGCGUUAACGACAUGGUCCUGGAGAGCCGCGUGCUGGCUCUGCUGGAAGAAAACGCUCGCCUCCGGGCCGAGCUGCUGGCUCUCAAGUUCCGCUUUGGCCUGGUCAAAGACCCGUCCAACGCCACGAUCCUGCCGCUCACUGCGGCACCUCCCCACGCCGCUCAGACCCUGUCUCCGCACUAUUAUCUCCACAGAGGGGAGGGAGGCCUCAACACUUCCUCCACCUCACAUCCCAACAGCUCCAGGGUCACCAGGGACGCCUGUAACAUGUCGGAGGACUCUGGGUUCUCCACGCCAGGCGGCUCCAGCGUGGGAAGUCCGGUCUUCUUUGAAGACCGGCUGAGCGACCACGGGAAGUUAUCGCCGCACCGGGCGGAGGAGCUGGGCUACGAACUCAAUCACUCACCUGCUGUCGACGUCCACCACGGCCCCACCGGAGGGAAGCUGGACCAUGCCGAGGCGAUGAAAAACCUUCCUCACAAGCUACGCUUUAAGACGGCUGGCUGCGGGGAUACAUUUGACGCUGCGGGGGACCACGUCGGUGCCAGAAACAGCUCGGCGCUGUUCCUGGGAGGACAGGACGGGCUGAGAGAUGCCCGUAAAGGACUGAGUGCAGGUGAGAGUGUCUCCUGGCUGCAGCAGCUGGAAGGGGAGGAACCUAGGAAGAGGACACAGUCGCCGCAAUGCAGCAGCUACGGCGUCCAGCUGCCGCCCAUGCACGGACAAACAGAGGUCCGGUACAAGCAGGAGAACACGCACCUCAAGUGUCAGCUCAACUCUCUGAGUGAGGAGGUGGCUCAGCUCAAGAAGCUUUUCACGGAGCAGCUGAUGGCUAAAGUCAACUGAGGAACAGUUCUCUCUGAGUGUUUGACAAUGUCCUGACUUUUAAAGGACAAAGUUUUGCUGGACCAUGCAGCGGCAACGCAUUCUCAUGAACUACUUCGUACGAUAUCGUACGAAAUCUUAUGCACAACAAUUUGUAUGAAAUUUCUGUGACCAUCAAGUGUUGACAUGUCAGUUAAGUAAAGCGGUCUCUACAGUUACAUUUAUUCAGAGAAAGGUGACUGUGAGCCGGGUACAGAGUAAAGGGUGACACAGGAAUCAAUUGUCGCUCCCAUCCCAUCCCGAGCCCACAAAAAUACUCCUGUCAUAUCCCGAUCACA
This is a messenger RNA of Perca fluviatilis (European perch), 2704 nucleotides long. RefSeq lists its product as uncharacterized. Gene Ontology annotation, molecular function: DNA binding; DNA-binding transcription factor activity. The transcript has 3 exons. The coding region runs from base 1215 to 2387 and encodes 390 amino acids. Gene Ontology annotation, biological process: circadian rhythm; regulation of DNA-templated transcription. NCBI's taxonomy places the organism in Eukaryota, Metazoa, Chordata, Actinopteri, Perciformes, Percidae. The record is from RefSeq and is a predicted model, not a curated record. Gene Ontology annotation, cellular component: nucleus.